Molecule: messenger RNA, 1131 nt
Organism: Hevea brasiliensis (rubber tree)
Lineage: Eukaryota; Viridiplantae; Streptophyta; Magnoliopsida; Malpighiales; Euphorbiaceae
Product: extensin-2
Exons: 1
Coding region: 38-904 (288 amino acids)
Source: RefSeq, a predicted model, not a curated record
UCAAUGUUCACCAAGCAAAACUCUUCUCAUCAAGGAAAUGGGAAGUCUUAGACCUCCGGGACAUUUGUCUACAAUGUUUCAUUUUGUAGUUUUUUGCCUUGUAGCCACCAGUGUGGUGGCAGAUAAACCUUAUAUUUAUGCUUCCCCACCCCCUCCAUCUCCCUCACCACCACCAUCACUACCACCAUCACCUUCUUAUUAUUAUAAGUCUCCACCUCCACCAUCUCCCUCACCACCAACUCCAUACCACUACCCAUCACCCCCUCCUCCAAAGAAGUCACCAUCUCCUCCGUAUUACUACAAGUCCCCACCUCCACCAUCUCCCUCGCCGCCACCCCCGUACCACAACCCAUCACCCCCUCCUCCAAAGAAGUCUCCAUCUCCUCCGUAUUACUAUAAGUCCCCACCUCCACCAUCUCCCUCGCCGCCACCCCGGGACCACUACACAUCACCCUCUCCUCCAAAGAUGUCUCCACCUCCUCCUUAUUACUACAAGUCCCCACCUCCACCAUCUCCCUCGCCGCCAGCCCCGUACCACUACACAUCACCCCCUCCUCCAAAGAUGUCUCCACCUCCUCCGUAUUACUACAAGUCCCCACCUCCACCAUCUUCCUCACCCCCACCUCCAUACCAUUACACAUCACCACCUCCUCUAAAGGAGUCUCCACCUCCUCCAUACUAUUAUAAAUCCCCAUUUCCAUCAUCUCCCUCUCCACCACCACCAUACCAUCACACAUCAUCUCCUCCUCCAUUAAAGUCUCCACCUCCCCCAUAUUAUUACAAGUCCCCACCUCCACCAUCCCCAUCACCACCACCACCUUAUUUUUAUAAAUCUCCACCACCCCCAACUCAUUUGCCUUCACCAUACUACUACACAUCUCCACCACCUCCAAAGCAUUACUAAUUAAACCUAUGGUUGAAUCGAUUUGGAGCCUAUAAAGGCUAACUUACUUCUUUGUAUUGUUAUUGAAGUGAUUUCCCAUUACAAAACAAUUGCUUGUGUACAAUAAUAAGGAUUUAAAACCAAGAUCCUUGCAGAAGUGCUUAGUGUAUCAUUUCUUUGUAUGAAACUUUUCUAUGAGAUAGAAAAUUUCUAUGAAUCAUUUAUAGAACUAUUUUGAUACUUUUAAA